Molecule: messenger RNA, 1107 nt
Organism: Hevea brasiliensis (rubber tree)
Lineage: Eukaryota; Viridiplantae; Streptophyta; Magnoliopsida; Malpighiales; Euphorbiaceae
Product: prefoldin subunit 1
Exons: 10
Coding region: 571-960 (129 amino acids)
Biological process (GO): protein folding
Cellular component (GO): prefoldin complex; cytoplasm
Molecular function (GO): protein folding chaperone
Source: RefSeq, a predicted model, not a curated record
CCCGAAGUGUACAAAACUGCUAGGUUAGCUCUCUUAGCCUUGGAUUUACAUUGCACUGUUAAUUCCUUACUAUCACGACACUCCUUUCUGCAAUGGCCGAUGAGUCCAACAGAACUGCGUUUUUAGAGAUUCAGAGUCGCAUGAUCGAAACUACUGUCAAAUUGAAUCAGGUGCAAAACCAGAUGCGAAACAAGGAGGGAGAAAAGAAGCGUGCUUACUUAACAUUGGAGGAGUUGCGACAACUGCCUGACGAUACAAAUACUUACAAAUCUAUAGGGAGAACGUGUGUAGUUUAUGAACCAAAUGAAUUCAGUUAAAUCAUGAUUUAUUGGGUGUUUGGAAUUGAAAUAGAUACAUGCUCUCAUGAAUAUCCUCCUCUCUGUUUCUUUCUGUGUCUCUAUCUUUGUGUGUGGCCAGGUUUGUCUUGGAGCCAAAGUCUGUUUUAAUGAGUGAACAAGAUCAGAAGAUAAAGGAUAGCGAGACUGCAAUAGCCUCAUGCAGGUUAGCUCUCUUGGCCUUGGAUUUACAUUGCACAGUUAAUUCCUUACUGUCACAACACUCCUUUUUGCAAUGGCCGAUGAGUCCAAUAGAACUGCGUUUUUAGAGAUUCAGAGUCGCAUGAUCGAAACUACUGCCAAAUUGAAGCAGGUGCAAAGCCAGAUGCGAACCAAGGAGGGAGAAAAGAAGCGUGCUUACUUAACAUUGGAGGAGUUGCGCCAACUGCCUGACGAUACAAAUACUUACAAAUCUAUAGGGAGAACGUUUGUCUUGGAGCCAAAAUCUGUUUUAAUGAGUGAACAAGAACAGAAGCUAAAGGAUAGUGAGACUGCAAUAGCCUCACUGCAGACCUCAAAGGAAUACUUGGAAAAGCAAAUGGCCGAGGUAGAGAACAACUUGAGGGAGCUUUUGCACCAAGAUCCAGGUCUUGCUCGACAGAUAAUGUCCAUGAGUGUAAUGUAAGUUUGCUGUUUUUCACAACUUAGUACAAUGUGUUUUACAUUUGAAGGGAAGUUGUAAGUUAUGAUAAGAAAUGUGUUGAAAUUUCUGGAAUGAAUGCUUAUGUAAUUGCCUUUCUGGAUAGUUUAAAUUGUCUGUAAUUUAGGUUAA